AGGUGUGUGUAUAUCAUUCAUAUUUGUCGUCUAAUCGGUUCUGUGUGUUUUGUUUAUGUGAAGGUUGUUUUAUGAGUGAAGAAGAAGAAAGUAGAAAGGUGUUUGAGUUCCCAAAAAGCCUUGGUGUUUAAUAACGCUCCGUGACUUUCUCUCACUUCCAUUUGUCCAUUGGUUCAAGCUUCCCUCUCAAAUCAAGAACACCCCUUUCUCUCAUUUGUAACCAGAAUCCACUCUCUUUGACUUCACCCCAGAUCUCUGCGUCUCUCUCUCUCUUACCCAACACAUCUCAUUUAGUCUCAUUGCUGUUGCAAAGGAUAAAUAAAGCUCAAGUGGUGUAUCCGUGUAUGUGGUGGAAUUUCUACUUAUGUUUCAGUUUCUAUCGCGCAGCAGAGGGACAUAAAGAGGAACAUACUUUGUUGUUUUUGAUUAGUUUAGCUUUGGUUGUUGGCAAGCAAAAUGACCAUUGACGUGCCACCGUCCAGUGCCCAUAGUGUUAGAACAAACAGAUCUUCCUUUGGUUCUAGCAAUGGCAGUGAGGCUACUCCAUUACACAACUAUGCAUCUGUUAGCAAUGGUGAUGGCUAUGACAGUGAUGGCUCUAAUUUCGCACCAUCUACACCAACAACCCUAUCAAGUGCUAUUCCAGCAGAACUCGCUGGAGCUGUACCCUUGAUUGAUAAAUUCCAGGUGGAAGGAUUCUUGAAACUGAUGCAUAAACAAAUUCAGUCUGCUGGAAAACGUGGAUUUUUUUCAAAAAGAUCCGUGGGACCCCAAGUUCGAGAGAAAUUUACAUUUGAGGACAUGCUUUGUUUCCAAAAAGAUCCAAUACCUACGUCUUUGCUUAAGCUGAACAGUGACUUGGCAAGCCGAGCAACAAAGUUAUUUUUAAUAAUUUUGAAAUAUAUCGGAGCUGAUUCAUCUGACCGUGUAACUCCAUUAAACUUUGAUGAACGAGUUGAGCUUGUUGGUAAAUUAUACAAGCAGUGUUUGAAGCGUUCAGAACUCCGAGAUGAACUUUUUCUCCAGAUAUCAAAACAAACGAGAAACAACCCUGAGAGGGAAUGCUUGAUUAAAGCAUGGGAGCUAAUGUAUUUAUGUGCUUUGUCCAUGCCUCCCAGUAAAGACAUUGGAGCAUAUUUGUCAGAAUAUGUUCAUAACGUAGCACAUGGUGUGCUUGCUGAUCCUCAGAUUCGAGCCCUUGCUUUAAAUACGUUAAAUGCUUUGAAGCACUCUGUCAAGGCAGGUCCUAGACAUAUAAUACCUGGACCUAUCGAGAUUGAAGCCAUGUUGACUGGGAAAAAGCUUACAACUAUAGUGUUCUUCCUGGAUGAAACAUUUGAAGAAAUUACAUAUGACUUGUCAACAACAGUUGCUGAUGCCGUUGAGGAACUUGCCGGGAUCAUUAAAUUGUCAACAUACUCGAGCUUUAGCUUGUUUGAAUGUCGUAAAGUUGUUACCGGUUCCAAGUCGCCGGAUUCUGGGAAUGAGGAGUACAUUGGAUUAGAUGAUAAUAAAUAUAUCGGGGAUCUGCUGGCGGAAUUUAAGGCAGUUAAAGAACGAAGUAAGGGAGAAAUUCUGCACUGUAAGCUAAUAUUCAAGAAAAAGUUAUUUCGUGACUCAGAUGAAGCUGUCACAGAUCCAAUGUUUUUGCAGUUGUCCUAUGUACAAUUGCAGCAUGAUUAUAUUUUGGGUAACUAUCCUAUUGGAAAGGAUGACGCUUCCCAGCUUUCUGCACUGCAAAUCUUGGCUGAGAUAGGAUUUGUUAGAAGACCAGAAUCAUGCACUGACUGGAAUUCAUUCCUGGAGCGAUUUCUACCUAGACAAAUUGCAAUGACUCGAGCAAAACGGGAAUGGGAGUUGGACAUUCUUUCUUGCUAUCAUUCACUGGCGCAUGUGACUAAAGAUGAUGCAAGACAACAAUUUCUCCAUAUAUUGAGAACAAUUCCUUAUGGAUUUUCUGUUUUCUUCAAUGUUCGCAAAAUUGAUGAUCCAAUUGGACUCUUGCCUGGAAGAAUUAUUUUGGGAAUCAAUAAAAGAGGGGUCCAUUUUUUCCGUCCUGUUCCCAAGGAGUAUAUGCACUCUGCCGAGUUGAGAGAUAUAAUGCAAUUUGGAAGCAGCAAUACUGCAGUAUUUUUUAAAAUGCGAGUUGCAGGUGUUCUUCACAUAUUUCAGUUUGAGACAAAGCAGGUAUUGGCAUGUUCUUUGUUUUGUGGUGGACUUGGUUCAUUCUUUUCCUCACUAAAUCAAUGUCAUUAUAUCAUUCUUUUGAAGGGAGAAGAAAUCUGUGUAGCCCUUCAGACACACAUAAAUGAUGUUAUGCUGCGACGUUAUUCCAAAGCUCGAUCUACCGUGGGUGGUUCUCUGAAUGAGGAUACUUCUACUAACUUUAAGCCUUCUAAUUUGGAAUUAUAUGAGAAGCGUGUUCAAGAUUUAUCAAAACUUGUUGAAGAGUCUCAAACAAAUGCUGAUCAAUUGCUAGAGAAAUUACGUCAGAAGCAUAAACAAGAAGAGGAAAUGCUACAAGAAUUAGAUGGCUUAAAAAAGUCUUUAAAAGCUGAUAAGCAGAGUCUUGCAGAAGUUACUGAUGACCGUGACAAACUUAGGUCUUUAUGCUUAGAAAAAGAUAAGGAACUUCAGGCUAAAAUUCUCGAGAAAAGAAACAUGGAAGCACAGAUGGCCAAGCUGAGUAAUCAGGUUACUGAAAACGCCACAAAAAAUGACCUGCUUCAAGCAGAUAACCAAGUGUCACAAAAACUUGAAGACGACCUAAAAUUAUGUAAAGGUGAGCUGCUUGAAGCUGAAGAGACCAUCAAAAGCUUGAGAAGUGAAAAGUUGAUUUUGGAACGGAAGCUAUUUGAGUUUGAGAAGAAGAGUGAAGAAGAGAUUAGUUCUCUACAAUGUAAACUUGAGCAAGAACGCAAGAAUUUGAACUCUCAUGCACAUGACCUUGAACGAAAACUGGAUAUGCUUAGACAAGAAUUGACUGUGGCCAAGUCUACACUUUCAGUCAAGGACUCUGAAUUGGCUGCUUUGAAGAACAAUUUAGAUGAACUAGAAGAAUUGAGAGAAAUGAAAGAGGACAUUGAUAGAAAGAAUGAACAGACAGCAGCCAUUCUGAAGAUGCAAGCGGCUCAACUAGGUGAAAUGGAAUUGCUGUAUAAGGAAGAGCAGGUUCUAAGAAAGAGAUAUUUUAAUACCAUAGAAGAUAUGAAAGGCAAAAUAAGAGUUUAUUGUCGGUUAAGACCUCUUAGUGAAAAAGAGAUUGCAAACAAAGAAAGAGAUUCUCUUACUACUGUUGAUGAGUUUACAGUUGAGCACCCAUGGAAAGAUGACAAAGCAAAACAACACAUAUACGAUCGUGUAUUUGAUGGUUAUUCCACUCAAGAAGAUGUAUUUGAGGAUACUAGGUACCUAGUGCAAUCUGCUGUAGAUGGUUAUAAUGUUUGCAUAUUUGCUUAUGGUCAAACUGGUUCUGGAAAGACUUUUACAAUCUAUGGAGCUGAAAACAAUCCUGGACUCACCCCACGUGCCACUGCAGAACUUUUUAGGAUUUUAAGAAGAGAUAGUAACAAGUAUUCUUUUUCCUUGAAGGCAUAUAUGUUGGAGUUAUAUCAAGAUACACUUGUAGAUCUUCUGUUACCCAAGAAUUCAAAGCGUUUAAAAUUGGAUAUUAAGAAGGAUUCAAAGGGAAUGGUAGCAGUUGAAAACGUAACAAUUGUGUCCAUUUCUAAUGUGGAGGAAUUAAACAGCAUAAUACAGAGGGGAUCUGAGCAGCGGCAUACAUCAGGGACACGAAUGAAUGAUGAAAGCUCAAGAUCUCAUCUCAUACUAUCAAUUGUCAUUGAAAGUACCAACCUUCAAAGCCAAUCAACUGCAAGGGGAAAGUUAAGUUUUGUGGAUCUUGCUGGGUCAGAGAGAAUAAAAAAGUCAGGUUCAGAAGGUAAUCAACUUAAAGAAGCUCAAAGUAUCAACAAAUCAUUAUCAGCACUAGGAGAUGUUAUCAGUGCUUUGUCUUCUGGUGGUCAACACAUACCUUACAGAAAUCAUAAGUUAACGAUGUUGAUGAGUGACUCACUUGGGGGUAAUGCCAAAACUCUCAUGUUUGUGAAUGUAUCUCCAACAGAAUCAAGCUUGGAUGAGACACAUAACUCUCUCAUGUAUGCAUCACGAGUGAGAUCAAUUGUGAAUGAUCCAAGCAAAAAUGUUUCUUCAAAAGAAAUAGCUCGACUGAAGAAACUGGUUGCAUAUUGGAAGGAGCAAGCAGGUAGAAGAGGAGAGGAUGAAGAGUUGGAAGAAAUUCAAGAAGAAAGACCAACUAAAGAGAAGAGUGAUGGGAGGCAUUCUAUGUAGUAAUUCUAGGAAAAUAGGAACACAAAUAGCCUCUAGAUAGGGUUGGCCAUUUUCUGCAUUUCAGAUUUUGGAAUGUUGUGAUCACUUCCCAAUUAACAAGAUUGCACAGGCUUCAUAGGUUGUAAUUUAUGUCAGAUGCAAGAUGUAUAGUUGAAUCAUGUA
Vigna unguiculata (cowpea) is the source of this 4512-nucleotide messenger RNA. Its product is annotated as kinesin-like protein KIN-14I. The record is from RefSeq and is a predicted model, not a curated record. Gene Ontology annotation, cellular component: cytoskeleton. Lineage: Eukaryota; Viridiplantae; Streptophyta; Magnoliopsida; Fabales; Fabaceae. Gene Ontology annotation, biological process: microtubule-based movement. Gene Ontology annotation, molecular function: oxidoreductase activity; ATP binding; microtubule motor activity.